GGGAGCCACAGACACUUGACCCUCUUCCUUGAGGGGACUGAAACAUUGGGUCCAGCUGGGGUCUGGCGCAAUUGCAGAUGACAUCUGUGCUGGAGAGAUGACCCAGCAGUCCCGGGCUGUGUGGCUGCCUUUAGCUUUGCUGCUUCUCUGGGUCCCAGGCUCUCUGUCUCUGAGUGGUCCCAGAACCGUAACCGGCACCAUCGGGGGAUCCCUGAGUGUGCAGUGUCGGUAUGACGAGGAAUACAGAGAACAUAAAAAAUACUGGUGCCGAAACUCACAUUUGCCACUGUGGAAGACGAAGAUUGUGGAAACCACAGAGUCAGAGAAAGAAGUGAGGAGCGGCCGCGUGUCCCUCAGGGAUCACCCCAAAAACCUCACCUUCACCGUGACCUUGGAGAACCUCACAGAGGCUGACACAGGAACUUACUGCUGUGGGAUCAAUAGACCAUGGCAUCAAGGAAAUUUUGUUGACCUCACCUUCAAGGUUGAGGUGUCUGUGUUGCCAGCAGCCCCAACGUCAGCCCCAAAGUCGGCGCCAACGUCAGCCCCAACUACAAGUACCUCUGUAACCACAACCUCGACCAUCACCACCCCGGCCACCGUGAGUGCCACCCUCAGCAUGAGCAGCCAGGAGGGACUGCAGCAGAACCACGGCUGGGGGCUCCAAGUGCUGUUCUCUCUGUUGGCAGUUUUGCUGCUUCUGUUGGCGGGGACCUCACUGCUGGCCUGGAGGAUGGUUCAGAGACAGGCCAAAGCUGGCGAGACUCCAGAGCCAGCCCAGACCCCCAGUCAGGCUGCCCCACAGAGCGAGCCCUGCUAUGAGAAUCUGGAGCUGCAGAUGUGUCCCCUUCGGGAAGAGCCCAUGAGGCCAAGGCAGCCGGAGGUGGUGUACAGCACGGUGGCAACCUCGGGGGGAGAGCUUCACUACAGCUCCGUGGUGUUUGACGGCCGGAGUCGGGGUUCCGAGGCCCAUAGGAUUCCCUCCCAGAGGUCGCCAGAGAAGGAGCCAGAGUACAGCGUGAUUAAGAAGAGAUAAGCCUGCGUCUCCGGCCUCGCCGUCUGGAGGUCUCUGUGGGCCACAUGGCCGGCCCCCUCCACCCUCACCCACGCCCCCUUCAGCCUGCCCUCCUCAGUGGUGACCCACAAGGCCUCUGGGCUCCCUCGGGCUGUCCCUCUUGCACCAUCAGCCCAACUGGCUUCAUUGAGGACGAGCGAGAGGGGACGGGGUUCCAGAGGGGCCUGUGGGAAACCCUCCCACCGUGUUGUUGCAUCUUUCCUCGCUUUCUCUGGUUCCUUCCAGCUCGGUGCGUGCAGGACAGGAGCCCAGUCCCUCACGGCUCCAGGAAAAGAUGUGGCUCGUGCAGGAUGGUACCUAGGAAUAGCUUUGUAAACCCCAGCCCCGUGGAAGUGUCUGGGAUCUCUGGGGAGUGGACAGCCGGGAGAGAGCCAGGAGAAGGCAGAGGCACUGAAGAUGGGUCCCCCUCACCUCACAGACAAGGACACUGAGUCCAGAGAGGAGAGGUUUAUCUGUGGCUCCAGAGCCAGCAGUGGGCAGCGUCCUCGGUUCCUCUGGACUCUUAGAUAGUUUAUUUUUAAUAUGAGAUACAAUAAAGUUUAAAAUACCUUGAGAGAGGAAAAAGUUAUUUAAACAAUGCCUGCUAUGCGUGUGCAACCCUGUAUUAAGGAAAGUUCCUGGCUUUGAUCCCAAAUGAGCACAGAGAAGUUUGGAGGAUUCGAGGGGCUGGGGACAUCCUGAGGGACAUCGCCACUGGGCGGGAGAGGGACAGUCACAGCUGAUGGUCUCCACGCUGCAGAGCGCGGCAGAGUUUGCUCGUCUGGAGAUUUUAAACUCUGCCGACAGUCCGACUCUCUCCGAACCCGCCUCCCGCCCUCUCGCUGUGCGGAAUCUCAAGGAUCCUCCUUCAACUCUUCACAAUGUUUUCACCUGUUUUAAGUAAAUGACAGUCAAAAACAAGGGCUG
This is a messenger RNA of Equus quagga, 1981 nucleotides long. RefSeq names its product CD300a molecule (gene CD300A). The record is from RefSeq and is a predicted model, not a curated record. NCBI's taxonomy places the organism in Eukaryota, Metazoa, Chordata, Mammalia, Perissodactyla, Equidae. Gene Ontology annotation, cellular component: plasma membrane. The coding region runs from base 98 to 1036 and encodes 312 amino acids. The transcript has 7 exons. Gene Ontology annotation, molecular function: transmembrane signaling receptor activity.